AUGGUCAAGAUUGAGUCAAAGACACAUGAUGUCGGCUUUCCAGUUUAUGGGGCCAAAUUUUUUGAUGAUAAAACAUUAGUUGUUACUGGUGGAGGAGGUGAAGGUAAUAAUGGUAUCCCAAACAAGAUCACGGUUCUAAAUGUUGAUUACGCCGACUCUGUUCAAUUAGAAUCUAAAAAGUCUUUUGAAAUUGAAGGUAAAAAUGAUUCACCAACAUGUUUGGACAUAAGUGGCAAUACAGUCUUGAUUGGUUGUAAUGAAAACUCAACAAACAUUAAAAAUGGACAAAACAAGCAUUUACGAAAAUUUAAACUCACAGACGAAAAAGAGAUCACAUUUGAUUCUUCUGCUGAUAUUGAAGAAACCAAGGAUCCAAAUGAUUACCAAAAGUUUGUCACAAUUUCUAAAGACGGUUCAAUUGCUGCUGUCGUUUCAUCUAAAGUUCCAAGUACAAUCAAGGUUAUUGACCCAAAAACGUUAAAAGUGUUAGACGUCAUUGAUGAAAAAGAUGAAAUAAAUGAUGUUCAUAUCAGUCCAAACAGUAAACAAAUUGCAUACAUUACAGACUCAAGCCUAGUUGUUGUGGAGAAUAGUGAAAAACCAAUACUUAAAUAUGAUAGAUUUGCUCCAACUUAUUGCCUGACCAAAGUCAAAUUCACAAAAGAUGGUGAUUUGAUAGUGGCUGUUAACUUGAGAAAUAAACUAGGUGUGUUGUUAGCGCAUGUGAUUUUUGAAGAUGAUGCUUUAAGAGUUAAGAAAGCUAGAGUGGUGAAUAGCAAAACUCAAAAAAUCACAGCAUUGGAUGUCAGUGACAAUCUUGUUGCUGUUUCUGGUAACGAUAGUUCCAUUAUCAUUGCAGGCUUAGAACAUUUUGAUGUUUAUAAAACAUUAAAACAAGUACACACUUUUGCAAUUACCAAAGUCGUAUUCAGUCCAAAUGGCAAAUACUUGGCCAGCACUAGUGUUGCAAAUACUGUUAAUGUGAUCAAGAUUCCUGAAGAUAUAGCUAAAUCUUACUUCUGGUUGAAAUUCCAUAUCUUUGUUGUCUUAUUUGCCCUUUUUGCUUAUUAUUUGGUAAACGCAAUCCCACAGGAGAAAUUUGAUGAAUUUGACAAAUUAAUCCAUUAUUUAUUCGAUGAGAAUCCAUAUGAUUAUUAUAAGAAUCUGUCAUCACAGAGACAUUUACCGAAACAAAAGUUGUUGAGGAAACAGUGA
Hansenula anomala is the source of this 1215-nucleotide messenger RNA. Its product is annotated as WD40 repeat domain-containing protein. The coding region runs from base 1 to 1215 and encodes 404 amino acids. Gene Ontology annotation, cellular component: endoplasmic reticulum membrane. The transcript has 2 exons. Gene Ontology annotation, biological process: protein secretion. The record is from RefSeq and is a predicted model, not a curated record. Gene Ontology annotation, molecular function: GTPase activator activity; guanyl-nucleotide exchange factor activity; protein binding. NCBI's taxonomy places the organism in Eukaryota, Fungi, Ascomycota, Saccharomycetes, Phaffomycetales, Wickerhamomycetaceae.